AUGAUGCUGAUGAUGAUGGUGCUGGUGCUGAUUGAUAAAACCAGCGCCUGCUUCCAGCCAUCAAUCACCAUCUCUCAUCUCAAAGCAGACCCCCUACUCUCCCUGCAAUCUCCUUCUUCCUCUACAUCUCCCUUCACAGUCCUGCUGUUCGUACACCAUAAAACAUCAGGCCCUGGAACUAUCCAGAAGCGUGGUGGGUUUGAUAUGGGGCGCGCAGGCUCUGGGGACAGAGGGUUUCUCGGUGAUGAUCAGAUCCGAUUCGCAAGCCAUUGA
Histoplasma mississippiense is the source of this 273-nucleotide messenger RNA. RefSeq lists its product with no specific name. Bases 1 to 273 code for a protein of 90 amino acids. The record is from RefSeq and is a predicted model, not a curated record. The transcript has 3 exons. Lineage: Eukaryota; Fungi; Ascomycota; Eurotiomycetes; Onygenales; Ajellomycetaceae.